CUGGUUUUUCCUAACUCUAUACCAGAAAGGAACACCUUAUACGAACGUCCGCGAAGUAGGGGAGAAGAACCGAUUCGUGCCGACACAUGCAUCAGUGUGUUUUGGUGGUUGCCUUGCCGAUUCUUUCGGUUCCGUAUUGUAGAAGAGAAAAAUCAAUUUUAGCACAACUAUAUUUUAUAGGGUAGUGGUCGUUUGGACAAUUCCACAUUUAUAGGGUGAUUACACUAGACAAUUUAUCGACUCAAUUAUAAAAUCUUAUGAUUUUUGACAUUAAAAACAUGUCAUAUAUCUCAUAAUGGCAAUAAAAAAUAUAAAUCGAUCAAAUAUUUGAAGGCUUUAUUGACAUUAGAACGAUGUUUCAAGUGAAAGUUUCGUAUAUUAUUAGACGUAUUUGUAGCUGGUUCAAUAUCUUCAAUAAUAGGUACCUUCCUUCUUCAACCUUUAGACGUGAUGAAAACACGUUUACAAACACCUCAUCUGCUACCAGUCAAAGAUGGAAAAACUAAAUACGGCAUGAUCACUUUAUUCCUUCAUAUUAAAGAGCAAGAGAAUAUUAAAAUGUUGUGGGCUGGAACGGUUCCAUCUUUAAUAAGAGGUGUUCCCGGAGGUGGGAUUUAUUUUAUGGCGUAUGAUUGGUUUAAAAAUACAUUUUUUCCAAAUCAACAACGCAUUAAUACUAUACAGUCGAUUGGAAUAGGAGUAUUCGCAAGAACUAUUAGUGAUGUUGCCGUAAUUCCUUUAAGUGUCAUAAAAACACGAAUGGAAAGUGGAGUUUACAAAUAUAAAAGUUUUUUAUCGGGAAUGAAACAAAUAUAUACACACGAAGGAUGGAGAGGAUUGACAUCGGGAUUAGUUCCUACAUUAGCACGUGAUGUUCCAUUAUCUGGAAUGUAUGUAAUGUGCUAUAUUCAGUCGCUAGAACUUGUACCUCUUGAGCUACGUCAAUCUCAUCCAUACAAAGUUAAUUUCACAUGUGCCACAAUUGCUAGUAUUUUCUCCGCGAUUAUCACUCACCCUCCGGACGUGAUACAAACCCACAUGCAACUUUUUCCCAAUAAAUACAAGAGCAUAUCGCCGGUUAUUACAGAUAUUUGGUUACAAGACGGUUUCCCAGGAUUUUAUCGAGGAAUCAUAUUGAGAUUAAUGAAACGAACCAUUUUAGCGACUAUAUCGUGGACGUUAUACGAAAAAGUUAAAGCGGAAAGUACGAAAUAAAUAUAUUCAAUCAU
Molecule: messenger RNA, 1229 nt
Organism: Diorhabda sublineata
Lineage: Eukaryota; Metazoa; Arthropoda; Insecta; Coleoptera; Chrysomelidae
Product: mitochondrial glycine transporter A-like
Exons: 6
Coding region: 451-1215 (254 amino acids)
Biological process (GO): glycine import into mitochondrion
Cellular component (GO): mitochondrion
Molecular function (GO): glycine transmembrane transporter activity
Source: RefSeq, a predicted model, not a curated record